Molecule: messenger RNA, 4329 nt
Organism: Marmota flaviventris (yellow-bellied marmot)
Lineage: Eukaryota; Metazoa; Chordata; Mammalia; Rodentia; Sciuridae
Source: RefSeq, a predicted model, not a curated record
AUGAAAGCCUAUCUAAAGAGUGCCGAGGGCUUUUUUGUCCUGAAUAAAAGUACCACAAUUGGGAAGCAUGAGGAUUCAGACCUUGUUUUGCAGUCGGCAGACAUCGACAACCACCACGCGCUCAUUGAGUUCAACGAGGACGAGGGCAGUUUCGUUCUUCAGGACUUCAAUUCCCGCAACGGCACGUUCGUCAACGAGUGUCACAUCCAGAACGUGGCUGUGAAGCUCAUCCCCGGGGACAUCCUGAGAUUUGGGUCCAUGGGACUGACCUACGAGCUGGUCAUUGAGAAUCCACCCCAGGUCUCCUUCCCCUGGGUGAGGGGCCCAGCAGCCUGGCCGAGGCCACAGCCGUCCCGGAUCUCCCAGCAGCCGAUCCCGUCGCCUUCGCCACCGCUCAACGUUUUCUACCAGGGCAUCCGGCCAGUGCCCCUGCAGAGAAGCUGGUCCCAGGGCUUCCCCAGGCCCUCCGUAGUCCCACCCGCCGCCCACCAACGGCCCGUGAGCGCCAGCGGAAAGAUGUUCUCCUUCGUGGUGGACAGCAGCCACAAGUCCCCCCUCCUCAAGCAAGUGUGGACGGGCCCCAUGGAGAUGCCGGAGCACCACAUGCCGGAGGGCAUUUCUGGAGCCGUGCCUCCCCCGGAGAUUUUCAUGGAUCCGGACAUGGUCCAGCAGGACAAGGAUGAGAUCAUUCUGCUGCUGGGGAGAGAGAUCAGCCGCCUCGCGGACUUUGAGAUCGAAUCCAAAUACAAAGACGCGGUGAUCGCCAACCUGCAGAACGAGGUGGCCGAGCUCAGCCAGAAGCUGUUGGACAGCGUGGCCUGCAGGCAGGGCGACAGGGGCGCCGCGCACAAGUUCGAGUGUCUGGACGAGGGCGCGGACGACAAGCAGAAGGAGAUCCAGAGCUUGAAGCAGCAGAUCGAAGUCCUUCAGAAGGGCUACAGCCAGAUGCUGUGCAAGACGCUGUCCGAGCGGAACUCCGAAAUCACAUCCCUGAAGAACGAGGGCGAGAACCUAAAGAGGGACCACAGCAUCACGGCAGGAAUGGUGACGUCUUUGCAGCAAGACAUCUUGGUGAGGACUGAGCAAGUUCAACAGCUGAAAGAGGAGGUGAAUCAGCUGAGGAGUCAGAACAAGGAGAAGGAGCACCAGCUCGAAGCCCUGAACUCCAGGUGCUCAGCACUGAAUGAAGAGUUAAAAAAGGAAAGUUCCCAGAAGGAGCACAGAGAAGCCCAAGAGAAAGAGUUAAAACACUGCAAAAGCCAAAUCCAAGACAUGGAGAAAGAAAUGAAGAUGCUGAGAGAGGAGCUGAGGAAGAACUGUUCUGAGCAGAGCAUGAUCUAUAAGACUCUGCGGGAAAAGAGCAAGGUGGAAGAGAAACUUCAGGAGGACUCCAGAAAGAAACUGCUUCAGCUGCAAGAAAUGGGGAACAGAGAGAGCCUGAUUAAGGUCAAUUUGGAAAGGGCAGUAGGUCAGCUGGAGCAGUUCAGAAGCCAGAUCAUCAAGGCCACCUACGGGCGGGCGAAGCCAAGCCAGGACAAGACCAUCACCGACCAGCAGCUGAUAGAGAAGAUCACUCAGGUCACCGAGGACAACGUGAACUUGCAGCAGAAAAAGUGGACCCUGCAGAAGGAGACCCAGCUGAACAACUCCAAGCAGGAGGAGAUGGCGAAGAGCAUGGAGAAGCUGAAGGCGUCGUUGGACAGCUGCCAGACUUGCUUGAAAAUGUCUUGCUGCAGCGGCGACCUGAAAAGAGAGGUGGACCUUCUCCAGCACCUUCAGAUGAAUCCACCUGUCCUGGGGCUCCAGAAGGUGACCGUGGACAUCUUGAGCCACUCACUGUCCUGGCUGGAGGAGACGGAGCAGCUGCUGAGGGACCUCGGCAUCCAGCUACCCAGCUCCGAAAAAGGGUUCUCUUUGUACCUGGUGUAUCUUCUGGAACAUUAUAAAAAAAUCAUGAGCCAGACCCAGGAGCUGCAGAUCAAGCUCAGCAGCUCCCAGGAAACCCACCAGUUUCUGCUGCAAGAAAAGCUGCAGGAGCAUCGGGCAGAAAAGGAGAAGCUGAACGAGGAGAAGCUGGCGCAAGAGGAGAAGCUGAAAGGCAAAAUCAGGCGGCUGGUGGAAGAGAAGGCGGCCCUGGAGGAGAGCGCUGCUCAGGAGAAAGGCAGAGCCAGGGAGGCCCUGCAGGAGGAGCAGCGGAGGGUCCAGGAGCUGGAGGGCCGCCUCGCCCACCAGAAGGAGGUUUUGGAGAGCAGCCUAGCCCACGAGAAGAGGAAGGCCAAGGAGGCCCUGGAGUCGGAGCGACGGAGAGUGCAGGACCUGGAGAACCACCUGACCCAGCAGAAGGAGAUCUCAGACAACAGCAUCGCCUACGAGAUUCAGAAGGCGAAGGAGGCCUUGGAGAAGGAGAAGAGGAAGGUACAGGACUUGGAGAACCGCCUGACCAAGCAGAAAGAGGAAAUAGAAUUAAAAGGGCAAAAAGAGACCUCUUUAAAUAAUAAAUUAAGUGAUGCACUGGCCAUGGUAGAAGAGAUUCAGCAAAUCAAAACAGCUGAAAGCCUCAGAGCAGAGAGCCUCUCCCUGAAGCUAAAUGAAUCCUUAGCCGAACUGGAAACUGCCAAGACAAAGCUGAUCAUGAUGGAGGAGCAGAUAAUACUACAGCAACUGACAGUAAAGAGCCUCCAAGACCAGAGGGAAACCCAGAAACACGGAUUCGAAGAAGAAAUCCAAGAAUACAAGGAGCAGAUCAAACAGCACUCCCAGACGAUUGUGAGCCUAGAGGAGAGACUCCAACGAGUGACCCAACACCAUAAGAAAAUAGAAGAAGAGAUUGCAACCCUGAAGGUCAAUAACCCAGCCGAAGAGGCAGAAAUGCCGGAAGAGCUUCCCGUGGCCACCCCAUUGGAGAACAGUACCAAAGAGAUGGCGUGCGACCACUUGAUAGAUGACUUACUGGCUGCUCAGAAGGAAAUCCUGUCCCAGCAGGAGGUCAUCAUGAGGUUAAGGAAAGACCUUAACGAAGCCCAUGGCCGAAUGUCAGACCUGAGAGGGGACCUCAGUGAGAAGCAGAAGAGGGAGCUGGAGUGGCACAUGACCCUGGUCCAGCAGCAGAGCAGGGAGCUGUGCAUGCUCAAGACGAAGCUGGCGCAGAUGAGCACCCUGGUGGAGAAGAAGGACCGGGAGCUCAAGGCCCUCCGGGAGGCACUCAGGGCUUCCCAAGACAAACACAAACUCCAGCUGAGCAUGGAGAAGGAGGAGAAAGCCAAGAACGCCACCCAGAAGUGUGACAUCUCUGUGCAGAUUGAGCCAAUGCACCCCAGUGUUUUCCUGAGCAGUCAAGAGGAGCAGUCUUUCAGUGACCUGGGGGCCAAGUGCAGAGGGUCCCAACACGAGGAAGUCAUUCAGCGACAGAAAAAGGCCCUGUCAGAACUCCGAGCGCGAAUCAAAGAACUAGAGAAGGCCUGCUCUUCCAAUUGUAAGGACCACCUGAAUGAAUCGUUCCUAGAAUUAAAGACGCUCAGAAUGGAGAAAAACGUCCAGAAAAUAAUAGUGGACACAAAAUCCGACCUGCCAACUCCCUCAAGAAUAGAGAUCCACGCGCCUGAAGACAGCCUUUCCAACUCGGACACCAGCUCCGCCCUGGAGAAGUCGGAUAAGACGGAUGUCACCGAGGCUUUGGAUCUCAGUGAAAGACUGUACCUGGACAUGAGCAGGACUCUGGGAAGCCUGAUGAACAUCAAAGACAUGUCGGGUCACGUGUCCAUGAAACACCUGUCCGCCAAAGAGAGGGAGAAGGUCAACCAGCUGCGACAAAGGGACCUGGACCUGGUGUUUGACAAGAUCACCCAGCUCAAGACCCGGCUGCAGAGGAAAGAGGAGCUGCUGAAAGGUUACGAGCAGGACGUGGAGCGGCUCAGGCAGAGCAAAGUGUCCGUCCAGAUGUACCAGUCACAGGUAGCAAAGCUGGAGGACGACAUCUACAAAGAGACGGAGGAGAAGGCCCUGCUGAAGGAGGCCCUGGAGCGCACGGAGCACCAGCUGAGCCAGGAGAAGAGGUUCAACAGGGCCAUCCGGCAGCAGAAGGAACAUUUAGAGGAUCCUGAAAACAGAAAUGCAAAAGACUCAGCACCUUGCAACUGUUCCUUCAAAGAGAAUCAGCGGCAGAGACGAGCGUUUACAGAGAUGGUGAAGGCCACGAGGCAGAGUUCAGAUUUCCAGGUUGGAGCCAAAAAAGCCACCUCCAAGAUGGACCAAGAAAGAGAGAUGAAAAAAGAGACAUCCAGCAAACCCAGCCAGAGCCUGUUGUUUUCUAAGCCUGGUGGAAGGAACUAG